Molecule: messenger RNA, 1274 nt
Organism: Atta colombica
Lineage: Eukaryota; Metazoa; Arthropoda; Insecta; Hymenoptera; Formicidae
Product: aquaporin AQPAn.G-like
Exons: 6
Coding region: 239-1030 (263 amino acids)
Biological process (GO): transmembrane transport
Cellular component (GO): plasma membrane
Molecular function (GO): water channel activity
Source: RefSeq, a predicted model, not a curated record
CGGUCGCUCUCAAGGAGUCAUCUCGGUUUUGUUGGUUCCUAAAGGAUUUUUUUUUAAUAAAAGAGAAUAAAAUUCUUUUAAAUAAAACAAUUUUCGGAGGCAUCUCAAAGGACUCGAAAAAAUUAUCAAAUAAUAUUUUACUCACUUCCAAGUACUUGUCAAAAGUCUCUUAGAAAGCUGUCAACAAGACUAGAGAGAAUUUAUUAAUCAAUUGCACGUGUUAAUUCCAGAUUUCGAGAUGGUGAAUCUGAAGAACGCCUUGGGUGCUGAUGAGCUUACCGAUAAGAAGGUCGGUCUUCCUCGUGCUCUUCUGGCAGAAUUUUUAGGCACCUUAUUACUGAACUUCUUCGGCUGCGGUGCCGUGUUGACCGGAGAUGUUACCGCCAUCAGCUUGGCCUUUGGUUUGACGGUAGCGUGCGCAAUUCAAGGGAUAGGACACGUCUCUGGAGGUCAUGUCAAUCCGGCGGUCACACUCGGUCUUGUCGUCAUUGGGAAGGUUCCAAUUAUUAGAGGCAUUUUGUAUGUUGUGGCGCAAUGCGUGGGCGCUAUCGCAGGUUCAGCGAUUCUAAGGGCUCUUUCGAAUGACAAACUGGAGGACUUUCUAGGCGUGGUGAAGCUUGCUGAAGGGAUUACUCCAGUGCAAGGAUUCGGCGUGGAAUUCUUCCUUGCGUUGAUCUUGGUGUUGGUAGUUUGCGGGGUAUGCGAUGCCGCUAAACCGGACAACAAAGCCAUCACGCCUCUCAUAAUCGGUGUGGCGGUCACUGUUAGUCAUCUCGUCGGAGUACCGCGAACGGGUGCGGGGAUGAAUCCAGCACGUUCGCUGGGCAGCGCCGUGGUGAUGGGCGCUUUCAAAGAUCAUUGGGUGUAUUGGGUGGGUCCGAUUAUGGGCGGUAUGGCCGGUGCACUCCUCUACGUGCAUGCUAUCGGACCCGCCAAGCAACCAGAAGCGCCCACCAGGACCUAUGCUUCCGUCUCCACCGAGGAAAAGGAGAGGUUCGAGUACAUUGACAGCGGACGUGGCGGACUUUAAGAUAUGAAGAUGCUCAGACAUACAAGAGCGAGUUAGUGAUUUGCCUAAACUCCAGACUCUUACCAACAGGAAAAACGUCAAUCCCGCUUGAUGCUUUAACCGAUUCUAACUUCUUCUGCCAACUCGCCAAUCGUCUAUGUGAUAAGAAUUAUCAGACGACUCUUUUAUACAUAUAAAAACUGCAGGUGUAUGUUUUAAAACUGAAAUUAAUGAAAUUACACAGCUUACAGAGUGGUUUUAGAAA